Mustela lutreola (European mink) is the source of this 6618-nucleotide messenger RNA. RefSeq names its product niban apoptosis regulator 1 (gene NIBAN1). Bases 227 to 3034 code for a protein of 935 amino acids. The transcript has 14 exons. The record is from RefSeq and is a predicted model, not a curated record. Lineage: Eukaryota; Metazoa; Chordata; Mammalia; Carnivora; Mustelidae.
GAGCUGCCCAGCGAAGCGAGGGCGGGAGGACAGCCCCCGGGCCAGCCCACAGACGCUCCGAGGGCGCGGACUUGGCGGAGGCGCCCCAGAAGGCGGCGCCUGUCGGAGGAAGUUUGCCCUUUAAUUGCAGAGCCGGGUCCGCCGUCGCAGGCACCUCCAGGAGCGAGCGCCGAGCGCCGACGAGAGCUGUCAGCGCGGCCCGGCGUGCACCGCCCGCACCGCGGCCAUGGGCGGCUCGGCCUCCAGCCUGCUGGACGAGGGCAAGUGCAGCUACAUCCGAGGGAAAACUGAGGCUACUAUCAAAAACUUCAGUCCCUUCUAUAGUCGCCAGUACUCUGUGGCUUUCUGCAAUCAUGUACGCAGUGAAGUAGAACAGCAAAGAGAUUUAACCUCACAGUUUUUGAAGACCAAGCCGCCAUUGGAGCCGGGAACUGUUCUAUAUGAAGCAGAGCUAUCCCAGUUUGCUGAAGACAUAAAGAAAUGGAAGGAGCGGUACAUUGUGGUUAAAAAUGAUUUUGCUGUAGAGAGCUAUGAGAACAAAGAGGCCUAUCAGAAAGGAGCGACUCCUAAAAGCCGAAUUCUUCCAGCUGGGGGCAAGGUGUUAACCUCAGAAGAUGAAUAUAAUUUGUUAUCUGAUCGGUUCUUCCCCGACCCUAUUGCCUCCAGUGAGAAGGACAACGCCCAGCCCUUCGUGGUCUUGCCCAAGGAAUUCCCGGUGUACCUGUGGCAGCCAUUCCUCAGACACGGCUACUUCUGCUUCCACGAGGCCGCGGACCAGAAGAAGUUCAGCGCUGUCCUCAGUGACUGCAUCAGACAUCUGAAUCAUGAUUACAUGAAGCAGACGACGUUCGAAGCCCAAGCGUUUCUGGAAGCUGUCCAGUUCUUCCGUCAGGAGAAGGGACACUAUGGCUCAUGGGAAAUGAUCACUGGGGAUGAAGUCCAGAUCCUGAGUAACCUGGUGAUGGAGGACCUCCUGCCAACCCUCCAGAUGGACCUCCUGCCGAAAAUGAAGGGGAAGAAGAAUGACCGAAAGAGGGCCUGGCUCGGCCUCCUUGAGGAAGCCUACAACCUGGUUCGACACCAAGUUUCAGAAGGACUAAGUGCCUUGAAGGAGGAGUGCCGUGCUCUGACGAAGGGCCUGGAGGGGACCAUCCGUUCAGACAUGGAUCAGAUCGUGAACUCGAAGAACUUUUUAAUUGGAAAGAUCAAAGCCAUGGUGGCCCAGCCCGCAGAAAGCAGCUGUGCAGAGAACGUGCAACCGUUCUUGGCGUCCAUUCUGGAGGAGCUCAUGGGGCCAGUGAGUUCAGGAUUCAGUGAGGUGCGCUCACUCUUUGAAAAGGAAGUGGAUGAACUUAGCCAGAACUUUCAGACCACCAAAGACAGCGCCCAGCUUAAGGAGCACCUAGACCGGCUCAUGAAUCUUCCACUGGAUUCCAUGAAGAUGGAACCUUGUUACAGUAAAGUCAACCUGCUCCAGGAGCGUUUGCAGGAUCUCAAGAGCCGCUUCCGAUUCCCCCACGUGGACCUGGUGGUCCAGAGGACACAGAACGACAUGCAGGAGCUGAUGGAGAACGCGGUGUUCACCUUCCAGCAGCUGCUUUCCCCACACCUCCAGGGAGAGGCCGCCAAAACUGCAGUCGCCAUCGAGAAGGUUAAGCUUCGAGUCUUAAAGCAAUAUGAUUAUGACAGCAGCACCAUCCGGAAGAGGAUAUUUCAAGAGGCACUGGUUCAAAUCACACUUCCCACCGUGCAGAAGGCACUGGCAUCCACGUGCAAACCAGAGCUCCAGAAAUACGAGCAGUUCAUUUUUGCAGAUCACACCAAUAUGAUUCAUGUGGAAAAUGUCUAUGAGGAGAUUUUACAUCAGAGCCUCCUUGAUGAAACUCUGAAAGUGAUAAAGGAAGCUGCUCUCCUGAAGAAGCACAACUUAUUUGAAGACAACAUGGCCUUGCCCAGUGAAAGUGUGUCUAGCUUAACUGAUCUAAAAACCCCCUCAGGGUCAAACCAGGCCAGCCCUGCCCGGAGAGCCUCGGCCAUUCUGCCAGGAGUUUCACAGAGCGAGACACUGAGUAAUGAAGUGUUCCAAGAGUCAGGGGAGAAGAAGCAGCCUGGGGUCCCUAGUCCAUUGGCCAAAGGAGAAAGCCUGUCUUUCCCUGUCCCCACCCCUCCCCCAGAUGGCACCAGACAGGGGACUCCAAGCACGGAUGACCCUGUUGUGGCUCUUGUGACUACAGAGGACACGGCAGGAGCCCUGGGCACACCCUCGUCAGAGCUGGAGUUUGGAGGGCCUCCUAAGGAUGGAGAACCCACCCACGAAAAGCCAGAAGCCAGCUCUGUCUUGGGCUCCUUAAAGGAGCUCCGAAAUUUGUUGACGGUGACCAUUGAAGUGCCAGUGGAAUCGGCCACCCUCGAGAUGGAGAAUGCUUCCCGUGAAGAGACCCGUGCUCCCCCAGAAAUGGAAAAAUUAGAGGAAACAACCCAGAUCGACACAGAGGCCGAUCAAGCAGUUGCCUCCAGUCAAGACAGCUGUGAAGGGAGCGAAAUCAGUGGCAGGGAGGCCCGUUCUCCCUCUCCGGAGGAGGCGGAGGCUGGCAGGGUGGAGCUGGGGGGGUUGCUGGGGGCUCAGCUGGCCUGUGAAGGGCUCACCGAGGGUGCCAGCAGCGCAGGCCCCCCAGAGCAGCAAGCAGAGGCCGGGGAGCCCACUGAGAGGGAGCUCACAGCAGGGGCUUCCAGACUGGAUGCCCAGGAAGGAGAAGGGGUCGAGGCCAUGGUGGAGGGUGAGGCCAGGCCCCAAGAAGGCUGCAUCUCCAGCGCUCACCCCACCUGCCUCGACAAGAGCCAGGGUUCAGCGGAAGAAGCCCUGGGAGGGACCAGCAGCCUGGCCCAGGCUACCGCUGCCGGUGCGGGUACAGAGAGGGUUAAGCCUGCUGGUGUCCACGAGUGCCAGUGGGUAGUGGAGAGUGCACCAAACUUCGAUCUGCUCGGUUCCCAAGAGGCGGGGGAGAGUAACCUAGGGCAGCCCUCCGAAGAGUGAAAGGGACAAUUUGGCAAAAGUAUUUCUUUGCACAAAUUCAGCCAAAGGUUAAUAGGUGUGGGUAUGCUUAGGGGUUGCACACAAGCUGUUACCAAAAAAAAAAAAAAAAAAUUUUAAGUACUUCCUUAACGUGUGUAAUGAAACCAGAGGAAGUGCACACGGGCCAUGCACACUGAGGCAGACCUUUAUGAACUGAACUGCUCUACCGUGAUUUACAGCUUUAGCAUUUUGGUGGGACGUGUUCAGGGUGAGAGGCAGCUGAGGAUGUUGGAGGGAGGCAGUGGUGUUCCAGUAAAGACGAAGAAAACAGUAGGUGCACAGUUUCCAGUACACUGCAUGUUUUCCUCUAAUGUACUUCGAGGCUUUUAAAUUUUGGGUAGGAAUGCAAAGGUAUAUUGGAAAUCCGGCUUCACCAACCACUAGCAACCUCGCUGGCUCUGAAGGGCUCAGCGUCCAUCCACAGCCAGACUGCGGACAGGGGUCACUGGAAAAGAAGGGCAGUGCCCGAGAGAUGAUGCCCGAGACAGCCCUGGGCAAGCAGAGCAGCAAUGGAGAAAGGUUGCGGUCUGUGGGGCUGUCUGAGCCUGUUACUAAUUCUGCUAUCAAUUUCUUGUUAAUUAAUCACGUUGAUUCUUAUUAAUUAAUCACCUUUUGGGGAAAUUCAGAUGUGGCAAGGAAAUAUUCUUGGCGUGUUUAAGCUUGAAAGCAUUCCAGACUAGCCUUCGACUGGGCAGACGGGCCUUAGCUAAUGGUUGAGUGUAAAAGACUACAGGUUAAACAAGCAUUAUUCGAGUACCUGCUGUAUGCCACGGGCUGUGCUGGGCAUAGUGACAACAGCAACACCAACGAAGGAGGAGAAGGAGGAGGAGAAGAAAAGAUAAAGUGGUUUGUCUGGCCUAAAUUAAACGACCUACAGGAAUUUAAAGGAAAAAAAAUAUGCCAGUUUUCAAACCAUGACAAGUUUGUCUAUCCGUUGAAAUGGUCCUGAUUCAUUCCCAGAAGGGGAACAAAGUGAAUAAAUGGGAAAGAAAGAAAGGAAGGAAGGAGGAAAGAAAAAAAUGGAAAGCCCAGAUGUACAUUGUCAAGUUCCAGUCAAGUUUUAAAGAUGUCACCAAAAGUGGAAAUCAUUUGUUUGGUCAUUCAGUAAGUUAACUGAGCCCCUAUCAUGUUCCAGGUGCUACAGAUACUGUAGUGAAAAAGACUCUGUUCCUCUCUCCUGGAAUUUACAUUUCCAUGGAAAUAGACACAAAUACAUCUCCUCAAUGGAUAGUGACCUAGAAAUGUUAAUGUUAGAGAACUUACUUGCAGAAGAUUAAAAAGCUGUGCUCUGUUAUCCUUCCAAAAAAUACUGUAUCAUUUCCUAGAAGUUUAGUCCCCAGUGGUACCUCUUGACAUUUCCUUCCACAAAUUUUAUUAUCAGAUCCCAACAUACUGUCCUAAAAGCUUGUUUGGUCAUCCUCAGCAAGUUUAUAUCAACUGUUUAGAGAAUUUUUCCCACAGUUUAAUUCUUCCAGCAGGAAUUAAAAUCUCCCUCUGUCCAACUCCCCAUGAAGAAUUUCUAGGUGAGAGGGGCACCUGGGUGGCUCAGUGGGUUAAUCCUCUGCCUUUGGCUUAGAUCACAAUCUCAGGGUCCUGGGAUCGAGCCCCGAAUUAGGAUCUCUGCUUGGCGGGGAGCCUGCUUCCCCCUCUCUCUCUGCCUGCCUCCCUGCCUACUUGUGAUCUCUCUCGGUCAAAUAAAUAAACAAAUAAAUCUUUUUUUAAAAAAGGAAUUUCUAGGUGAUAAAGAAUGAAUAAUAAUCAGUAUCAUUAUAGACUCACAUUGAAUGACAUCUAUGAAGGGUCUCCUUAGAGAGAAAGAAGGUAGAGACCCCUCCUCCCCGGUCCCUGCAGUGCUCACUCUUACCCUUGUACUGAGCUCCAAAUACUGAAAUUGUUUCUACUUCCCAUCUCUUCUGGAGUUUCUCUCUUCAAGGACAGAAACUGGGGUUUAUUAAUCAUGUGUGCUUCCUGCUAGAGAUACACAGCCUUGAGUAAUGGCUCCCUGCCUUCUCAAGUCAUUUUCAUGUCCCUAGUGCCUUGCACAAGAACCAGCUGGUGUCAAGCUGCUCAAGACACGUGAGACCUGUUUACCCCCCUACGCUACUGUGCUGGGGCUAUUUGGGGCUUGCUGUCAGGCAGGGAGACAUUUUUAAUUGGGCUUUCUGCCCUUGGGGAGCCUUCCCUUAGGUCAAGUCCAAAGUCCAAGAGGCAGACAGCCAGAUGGUCAGAUGCGUUGCCUAGUAAGUCUGGAAGCCAAAGGAGGAGUGCGCAGUCCACCAAGGACUGCCCUUCAGGAGAAUGUCAGCAAGCAAGGAGGUCCCAACCUUGCUCCAACCCAUGCUGGAGCUUCCCAGGUUCCUUCCCCAGGUUCCUUCCUUUGCUCACCUCAGGGCUUCUCAGACCCCUUAGAAAAUUAAGAAAUUUUUCCAACCCUGAAAGAAAGCAGAUCUGCAUUGGGUGGAUGACUGUCAGUGCUCUCCAUUUACCCAUCCUGUGGGCCAGAGGGCACUGGGCACUACAUGGUAGGACAUACUUGAGAACACAAAGAAUUUUUCUCUACAUAUUUCACAAAAGACAAGUUCACUAGACUAAGUGGGAUGAUUGUGCCAUCUAAAGAUAAAACAGGAAAAUAAAGUUCAUUAAAAAUAUUUCUUAUUCAUUUUAACAUGCUGAAUGGAGUAACUUCACAUUCCUAUGAGUUUGUCUCAUUUUUAAUAGACUUGUAUAUGUUGCUUCAGUGGCUUCCACAUUAGAGCAAGGUUAUUAUAAUUUAAUUGAUCAGCAUGCAGAUCUCCAGCAGCUGCUCUGGGGAAUCUCUCCUCUAGGCAAAUCCAUUAGAAAUGCAUAAAGCCUCAGGACAUGGUUUUUGGGAAAAAUUCCAUGACUUCAAACGAGUCAUGUUACUAUUGACCUUUAACAAAGAGAAUAUUUGCCUUGAAAAAAAAUUAUCCGUCAUUUUUUUUUUCCUUUGCAGCUUAGAGUGGAGAUAGUGGUGCCUUGAAUCCCGCAGAGAAAACUCUUUAAAAAAAAAAAAAAAAAGGUAUUUUGGACACCACAAGGGUAAGAUUCCAAUCUGUCCAAAAGCUUUUAUAAAGAAUCUGCCUGUGAAAAAUGCAGGUCCCUGGGCCUGAUCUUUUACAUUUUAUUGCAAAGAUUCUCGAGUCUGGUUUUGUAACCCUCCAGACUGAAGUCUGUGAUUUCCAAGGGUUUCACGGUUCUGCCAGAUGAGUGAAUUUCACUCUUUAUCAAAAGUGCUAGGUGCUAUAUGCUCCAUAGCAGUUUUAAUCUGGGGAAGGGAAGGACAUCACUGACUAAAACGAUCAGGUUCGCUAGGCAAAAAAGUUGGCUAUAUGUGUCUUCGUACUUUAGUAUAAGUAAGCGGGUUUGGGGACUUGCCUCCUGAAGUCUGGAACUUUAAGGAUGAAAAUCUGCACUGUGGAUGGGUUUUUCUGGUCACUAUAUAAAGCAAAUAGACUUAAAGCACUUUGUAACCACAUAUUUACUCUGCCAAGUUCCUAUAUUCCAAUAAAAUGUUCAUCCUUGAA